GAGAUACUCGAAGGCAGUGUGAAAGAGUUUUAUUUUACAGAUUCUUAGUCCAAAGAUUUCAAAUUUGAGAGAAGCAGCAGCAGAAAAGGAGAAAAGUCAAGUAGGUGUGAUGAAGAAGCUUCCAUCCUGGCAUUCUACCGACAAGAACCAGCGUCGAGAGUGAAGGUGCCUCUUCCGCCGGGAUCUGUCCGUUCAGCCACUAUAAUAAAUGCAGCCAAAGGGGCAGUCACUUCUCAUCAGUCGCAAAGGUCUCGUUUUUGAACCUCACUCUCACAAAAGCCAUUUCUCAUCAUGCCAAACCAACAAAAGAAAGUCAUUUUUUGCAUUGCUGGGGUGUUAAGCUUUGUGUGCGCCCUCGGAUUGGUGACAGCCCUGGGAACACCGUUGUGGAUCAAAGCCACCUUCCUCUGCAAAACGGGGGCUCUGCUCGUCAACGCCUCUGGGCAGGAACUGGACAAGUUCAUGGGCGAAAUGCAGUACGGGCUUUUCCACGGAGAGGGCGUGAGGCAGUGCGGGCUGGGAGCGAGGCCCUUUCGGUUCUCACUUUUCCCAGAUUUGCUCCAAGUGAUCCCUGUGAGCAUCCACGUCAACGUCAUCCUCUUCUCCACAAUCCUGGUCAUUCUAACCAUGGUGGGAACAGCCUUCUUCAUGUACAAUGCUUUUGGCAAGCCCUUUGAAACCCUGCAUGGUCCACUAGGGUUGUAUCUUCUGAGCUUCAUUUCAGGCUCCUGUGGCUGUCUUGUCAUGAUACUGUUUGCCUCUGAAGUGAAAAUCCACCACCUCUCAGAAAAAAUUGCAAAUUAUAAAGAAGGGACUUAUGCCUACAAAACGCAAAGUGAAAAAUACACCACUUCGUUCUGGGUUGUUUUCAUUUGCUUUUUUGUUCACUUUUUGAAUGGGCUCCUAAUACGACUUGCUGGAUUUCAGUUUCCUUUUGCAAAAUCUAAAGACACGGAGACAACUAAUGUAGCUGCAGAUCUAAUGUACUGAAAGGCAAAUACUUCUGUAAUCUUCCAAGUAAGGGAGCAGACUUGCUUUGGUCACUUGGAAAUGGUUAAUUUUGUCUAUCCUUUUAGAUGAACAAAUUAAAGCACCCAAACCCUCCAUGGCAAUGUUUACAAAUGAUGUACUAAGGGUACAGGCUGGAAAGGAAGGAGAGCAGAAGGAAGGUUUUGGAAGGUUGUUUUACGUGGUGGGAACUGGGUU
Odobenus rosmarus divergens (Pacific walrus) is the source of this 1206-nucleotide messenger RNA. RefSeq names its product clarin 1 (gene CLRN1). Gene Ontology annotation, biological process: sensory perception of sound; equilibrioception. The record is from RefSeq and is a predicted model, not a curated record. NCBI's taxonomy places the organism in Eukaryota, Metazoa, Chordata, Mammalia, Carnivora, Odobenidae. The transcript has 3 exons. The coding region runs from base 292 to 990 and encodes 232 amino acids.